AUGAGGCCCCAAUUGUUCCCCUGCUGGUAUCUAUUGUCCCCCUCUACCUUGCUUGCUAUCGCUUUCCAGCUCUAUUUCUAUGCUUCUGCUGGUUCACAGACCUUGCUUUCAUGCGCACUGAAGAUGGACAUUGAAUCGGUGAGGUGUGCUUGCUGUAGCCUCAAAGAAGACUGCACCCAGGAAUACAUAGACAAUGUCAAGGGCAACUUUGGAGGGAAAUGGCUCUGUGGCUUAUGCUCAGAGGCUGUAAGGGAUGAACUCAGCAAACACAGGAACAGCCAGGAUGGAAUUGAAGAGGCUAUCAAGGCUCAUAUGGAAUUCUGCAGGAUGCCGCUGUCAAGCCCAGCUGUCCGGGUAGCUGAUGGCAUGAAGGAGAUGCUUAGGAGGAGGUCAGGGGACAAGAGGAGGCCAACAACACCAUCAAAGGCACACCCAGCAUAG
This is a messenger RNA of Miscanthus lutarioriparius, 441 nucleotides long. The record is from the annotation of a GenBank genome assembly. NCBI's taxonomy places the organism in Eukaryota, Viridiplantae, Streptophyta, Magnoliopsida, Poales, Poaceae.